Messenger RNA from Talpa occidentalis (Iberian mole), 3180 nucleotides. It is a transcript of the gene NIPA2, whose product is annotated as NIPA magnesium transporter 2. The coding region runs from base 545 to 1648 and encodes 367 amino acids. Lineage: Eukaryota; Metazoa; Chordata; Mammalia; Eulipotyphla; Talpidae. The record is from RefSeq and is a predicted model, not a curated record. Gene Ontology annotation, biological process: magnesium ion transport. Gene Ontology annotation, cellular component: membrane. Gene Ontology annotation, molecular function: magnesium ion transmembrane transporter activity. The transcript is spliced from 8 exons.
UGGCCUCGGGCGGGGCUGCGACGGGGCCGGGGGUCGUCGGAGGCAGCUCCCCUCGCUUCUUCCCGAUGGAGGAGGCGGCGCGCGCGGCUGCGGUCCCGGAUGCGUGCCCUUCCCGUUGGACCGAGACGAAGGCGCCGGCCGCGCGAGCGCAGAACGGGGUGGCCCGUGCGGCCUGUGUGGGGGUGUGAGCGGAGGCCGGAACUACUCUGCCAGGGUUUAAAACUUUAAAUGAGAAUAAAGGGUAGUAUUUACGAGGAAAUGAGAAUGAAUAAAUCAUCUCUAACCUCUUCCAGCCUUUUUUUCAUAAGAGAGACCAUAUUAAACUUACAUGCUCUCCCAGCGUGAUUGACCUUCAGUUACAGGGAGUGGGAGCUGUACAUCACUAGAUCUGAGAAUAGUGAAGCAACUCAUUCCCUUCUGGACAUUCACACUGAUGUCCUGUUUUCAAACUAUUUGAAAAGUAGGUCAUCUUGCCUCCAGCACCAGCAAUUUCUCUGUUUUGUGAUCAAUGUGAUUCACAGGAACUUCUUAAGUAACAAACGAAAUGACCCAAGGGCGUGGAAAAUAUGACUUUUAUAUUGGUCUGGGAUUGGCUAUGAGCUCCAGCAUUUUCAUUGGAGGGAGUUUCAUUUUGAAAAAAAAAGGCCUUCUGCGACUUGCCAGGAAAGGCUCCAUGAGAGCAGGUCAAGGUGGCCAUGCAUAUCUUAAAGAAUGGUUGUGGUGGGCUGGACUGCUAUCAAUGGGAGCAGGUGAGGUGGCCAACUUUGCUGCGUACGCCUUUGCACCAGCCACCCUAGUGACACCACUAGGAGCUCUCAGUGUCUUAGUAAGUGCCAUUCUCUCUUCAUACUUUCUAAAUGAAAGACUUAAUCUUCAUGGGAAAAUUGGUUGUUUGCUAAGUAUUUUAGGAUCCACAGUUAUGGUUAUUCAUGCUCCAAAAGAGGAGGAGAUCGAGACGUUAAAGGAAAUGUCUGACAAGCUAGGAGAUCCGGGUUUUGUGAUCUUUGCCACACUUGUGGUCAUUGUGUCCUUGAUAUUAAUCUGCGUGGUGGGACCUCGCCAUGGACAGACAAACAUUCUCGUGUACAUAACUAUCUGCUCUGUGAUUGGGGCAUUCUCAGUCUCCUGUGCGAAGGGCCUGGGCAUUGCUAUCAAAGAGCUGUUUGCUGGAAAGCCUGUGUUGCGUCAACCCCUGGCCUGGAUUCUGCUGCUGAGCCUUAUAGUCUGUGUGAGCACACAGAUUAAUUAUCUGAACAGGGCGCUGGAUAUAUUCAACACUUCCAUCGUGACUCCAAUAUAUUAUGUAUUCUUUACAACAUCAGUUUUAACUUGUUCAGCUAUUCUUUUUAAGGAGUGGCAAGAUAUGCCUGUUGAUGAUGUCAUUGGUACUUUGAGUGGCUUCUUCACAAUCAUUCUGGGAAUAUUCUUGUUGCAUGCCUUUAAAGACGUCAGCUUUAGUCUAGCAAGCCUGCCUGUGUCUUUUCGAAAAGACGAAAAAGCAAUGAAUGGCAAUCUCUCUAAUAUGUAUGAAGUUCUUAAUAAUGAUGAAGAAAGCUUAACCUGUGGAAUUGAACAACACACUGGUGAAAAUAUCUCUCGAAGAAAUGGAAAUCUUUCUCUUUUUGAGAAGGAUGUAAUGUUAAUAUAGAAUUCUGUUAUAAAGUGAAUUUGAUUAUCAGAAUGUGUCUGAGAAGCACUGUCCUCAAUGUUCUCCAGAGACAAUCUUUUUUAAGGGUUCGCUAAUUGGGACCAAGAAAUUACUUUUCUUAUAUUUAAAUGACGGUAGCCCACUAAAAUGACCUCAGUACAUGGCCAAUUUCUGUUGUUAUUGGGGGGUAUUUUAAAACUUUCCUUCACCAAAAUCUAAAUGCAUUAAUGAGUUUUAAGUCUAUAAAAGUGCUUUAUUUUUUCAUUGGUGAUGAAAGUCUGAAAUGUACAUUUGUCAUCCCCACUUCAUCAAUCCCUGACCAUUUUAAGGCCUUUUUAUUUAAAAAAGAAUGAAAUUUCUUAGCACAGUAUCUUGUCACACACCUUACUUGGAAAAAUGGCUCCCAAUUCAGUGAUUUUAAUUUUGAAAAUGACAGUUUUGAGAAUCUUAAGUUAUUGAAUGAAUGAAGGAGACGCAUUUGAGGGCCUUUCUAGAUGGCACCUAAUGGAACCCACCCACCUGAGUCUGAGUUCCUGCUUUGCAGCCUGGAUGGUUUUAUUUCUUGGCUACUCUAAGCUUGAUACUUGGAAAGUUGAUUACCAUUUUAUUUCAACUUUUGUAUUUUUCAAUAUAUUUUCAUGAGUUACCGUCAUUUAGAUCUUCUAACUACCCUAGAAGACCAGGGGGAGUUUCUUAAAUUUAGCCUAUAAUAAAGAAAGUAAAGUUCUUUUCUAAGUCUGAAUGCUUAGAACAAUCUUAAAAUGUUUGUAAAAUAUGGCUUCUUUGUACCAAGUAUUUUACUUUAAGAGUUUGUUUAGAACUCUGUGUAUUUUGGUCUUUUAAAAACAUCCAUGAAAAAUACUUAGUGGAAAACUUCAAACAUGCAAAAAAUGUACCAUUGUACGGUGACCUCCAAGCAACUUCAGAACGAUCCAUUCAUAGCAAAUUAAUGGCCCUUAAAAAAAAAAAAACGUUGACCAAAUUCGUGUCCUCGUGGGUAGUGGAAGAACACGGGCUGUUCCCACGCCACUGCUUCCACCCUAGGUCAUUCACAGUGGUUGACCUUGACCCUGCUCUAUAACCAGCCACUGCCGGCCCCUCACUGUCCUUGUUUGGGGGGGGCAUGGGGUCCUCACAUGAUGACUGAUGGCAUUAAUAUCAGACACAGAUCUCCGCUGGAUUUAUCAGGGCAAAGUUGAGUCUCUAAGUUUCAUGACAUAAAUGUUUUCCCCCAUUAUUUUUAGACUUUUUUUUCUAAUUGCCUCAACUCAUGUAAUUUUAAUACCACAGAUAUAUUGUAUAUUUAUGUACUGUACCUCUAUCUGUGCUUUGUUCAGAAUUGAGUAAAAACCAAUUUUCACCCCCUUGGGGGUAAUAAUUGCCCUAAUCGAGAAUGCACAGAUUAAUAAUGAUAAAUUUUUAAUUACCAUCUCACAGCACUUGAAAUUGUGUUGUACAUAAAUUUUUAUUACAUUUUAUUGUGGUUUAUAAUUAAAUCUUACAAAACUCAGUAAUAUGAGCUAUUUAAAUUA